AGCUCAAGUUGUGCCUCAGUUGAGUGAAAUUAAAUUUAAAAUAAAAAAUUAAAAUAUAUUAAAUAAAUAAUUAUUAAAAUCACAAAAUGCAGCAUUUUACUACAAAAUCGACAAAGAUUUUUAUAGGGCAAGGUCUUAAGUCACUGCAUAAAUCUGUUCUUCUCAUGCAAACACGUUUCUUAGCCACAACUCCCGUGGGUGAGGUUUUAUUUCCUAGCAAGUCAGAUUUUCCUAGUAGACACAUUGGUCCACGUAAAACUGAUGUGGUGGCUAUGUUAGACACACUUGGUUAUAAGUCCCUAGCAGAAUUGACCGGAAGAGCGGUACCAAAACGCAUACAGUUAAAUCGUGAUCUAAAUUUAGACAAACCUUUAAAUGAACAUGAACUCAUACGUCGUAUACGUGAUAUUGCAAAAAAGAAUCAAAUUUGGCGCUCUUACAUCGGCAUGGGCUACCAUAACUGUCAUGUACCUCAUACAAUACUGCGUAACAUCUUUGAAAAUCCUGGCUGGACCACACAAUAUACACCCUAUCAACCUGAGAUAGCUCAAGGCCGUCUUGAAUCAUUACUGAACUAUCAGACAUUAGUCUCCGAACUGACAGGUUUGGAUGUGGCUAAUGCAUCAUUAUUGGAUGAAGGUACAGCAGCUGCAGAAGCAAUGUGUCUAUGUACUAGACAUAACAAGCGCAAGAAAAUUUACUUGUCAAACAAAGCACAUCCACAAACACUAUCUGUAGUGCAAACCAGAGCAGAAGCUUUAGAGUUGGAAAUAGAAAUAGGUCCUAUUGAAAAUGCAAACUUAGCAAGUCGUGAAUUUUCCGGUAUACUACUACAAUACCCCGACACAUACGGCGAUGUAAAGGAUUUCGAAAAUAUUGCGGACUUGGCACGUAAAAAUGGUACCUUAGUAGUUGUUGCAACGGACUUACUAGCACUAACUCUACUUCGACCACCUGCUGAAUUUGGUGCUGAUAUUGCUAUCGGCACAUCACAACGCUUAGGUGUGCCACUAGGCUAUGGUGGUCCUCAUGCAGGCUUCUUUGCUUGCAAACAAAGUCUUGUACGCUUGAUGCCAGGUCGCAUGAUUGGCGUUACACGUGAUAUGGAUGGUCAUGAUGCUUACCGUUUAGCUUUACAGACACGUGAGCAACACAUACGUCGUGAUAAGGCGACCAGUAAUAUUUGUACUGCACAAGCACUCCUAGCUAAUAUGUCAGCAAUGUAUGCUAUAUAUCAUGGCCCUGAAGGACUUAAAGCCAUAGCAAAUCGUAUACAUCAUUUUACACUAACGCUACAAACUGGCUUACGUGAGGCUGGACAUCAUGUAAAGAACAAAAAUUUCUUCGAUACUUUACACAUUACACCCAAUGAGGAUUUAACCAUUGAUGAAAUUAAAUCGCGUGCAGCACAGAAGCAUAUAAAUUUCCGUUACUUUACUGAUGGCACAGUUGGCAUUGCUCUGGAUGAGACUGUUGGUCCAAAUGAUGUUAAUGAUUUAUUAUGGGUUUUCAAGUGCAAAUCCUUGGAUGACAUAUUAUCUGGGCAUGACAUAUUAAGCAAUUCAAUUGAAAAAUCAAAAUUCCUACGCACUUCUCCAUUCCUAACCCAUCCUAUUUUCAGCUCACAUCACAGUGAGUCACGCAUGGUUCGUUACAUGAAGAAACUCGAAAAUAAAGACAUUUCAUUGGUGCACUCUAUGAUACCAUUAGGUUCAUGCACUAUGAAAUUGAACUCCACUACUGAAAUGAUGCCUUGUUCUUUCCGUCACUUCACUGAUAUACAUCCAUUUGCACCUGUAGAACAAGCACAAGGCUAUCAUCACAUGUUCAAAGAAUUAGAGAAAGAUUUAUGUGAAAUUACUGGUUACGAUAGAAUAUCCUUCCAACCUAAUUCAGGAGCUCAAGGUGAAUACGCUGGUUUACGCGCUAUUCGUAGCUAUCAUGAACACCGUAAUGAAGGUCAUCGCAAUAUAUGUCUCAUUCCAAUAUCGGCACAUGGCACAAAUCCUGCUUCCGCACAAAUGGCUGGUAUGAAAGUGGAACCCAUACGUAUAUUAUCUGACGGUAGCAUUGAUAUGAGUCAUUUACGUGAUAAGGCCGCUGAACAUGAAAGAGAACUUUCUUGCCUUAUGAUUACAUAUCCCUCAACCAUGGGCGUUUUUGAGGAAACUGUUGCAGAUAUUUGUGAUUUAAUACAUCGUCAUGGAGGACAAGUGUAUUUAGAUGGUGCUAACAUGAAUGCACAAGUUGGACUUUGCAGACCCGGCGAUUACGGCAGCGAUGUUUCUCACUUGAAUUUGCAUAAAACUUUCUGCAUACCACAUGGUGGUGGUGGUCCUGGUAUGGGUCCCAUAGGUGUUAAAGCACAUUUAGCACCCUAUUUACCUGGCCAUCCAGUUAUAAGUCCAUUAGAUAAUCAAGACAAUAGUUUUGGUGUAGUUUCUGCAGCACCAUUCGGUAGUUCAGCUAUACUUCCUAUAUCUUGGUCUUACAUUAAAUUGAUGGGUAGCCGUGGUCUUAAACGUGCCACACAAGUUGCUAUUUUAAAUGCAAAUUAUAUGUCAAAACGUUUAGAAAAUCACUACAAGACACUUUACAAAGAUGAAAAAUCUGGUCUUGUAGCACAUGAAUUCAUAUUGGAUAUACGUGAUUUAAAGAAGAGUGCCAAUAUUGAAGCUGUUGAUGUAGCGAAACGCUUAAUGGACUACGGUUUUCAUGCGCCAACAAUGUCAUGGCCUGUAGCUGGUACACUUAUGAUUGAGCCCACUGAAAGUGAAGAUAAGGAUGAAUUGGAUCGUUUCUGUGAAGCCAUGAUAUCAAUUCGAGCUGAAAUUGCCGAAAUCGAAACAGGACGUAUGGAUAAUAAAGUGAAUCCAUUGAAAAUGUCUCCACAUACUCAAGCGCAAGUUAUCUCUGAUAAAUGGAAUAGACCAUACACGCGGGAAGUUGCAGCCUUUCCAGCGCUCUUUGUUAAACCCGAAUCCAAAAUUUGGCCUACAGUUGGCAGAAUAGACGAUGCUUAUGGUGACAAACAUUUAGUCUGCACUUGUCCACCAAUUUUACCUGAUCUGUAAAGUUUUAAUAUAUUAUACUAAAGCAGUGGUAAACAUAUAUAUUGAGUUUACA
Molecule: messenger RNA, 3126 nt
Organism: Teleopsis dalmanni
Lineage: Eukaryota; Metazoa; Arthropoda; Insecta; Diptera; Diopsidae
Product: glycine dehydrogenase (decarboxylating), mitochondrial
Exons: 6
Coding region: 87-3074 (995 amino acids)
Biological process (GO): glycine decarboxylation via glycine cleavage system
Cellular component (GO): glycine cleavage complex; mitochondrion
Molecular function (GO): glycine dehydrogenase (decarboxylating) activity; pyridoxal phosphate binding; glycine binding
Source: RefSeq, a predicted model, not a curated record